AUGCUCGACCACAUAUCCCCCUCCUCUGACACUCAGUCUCAACCGGAAUUCAACAAUCCCGUGGUCCUCAAACUCUUCGACCAACGAUACGCAACACAACUCAGACGAGAUCAGAGGGUUGAUCCGUGGACAAUGGAUAUCGAGCAGCAGUAUCGGCGGUUUGUUUUCGAUGGACAUGCAUCGGAGUUCGUCGAUAAGCUUCAUUCGAACGACAAUCCGGCUGGUGAGGAAGGGGAUACGUGGGAUGGUGCUCAGAAUGAGGCGCUUCUCUGUGAUUAUAUGGGGGAUUUGUAUGAGACUGAGGUUGAGGUUUAUGAUACCUUGAAGGAAUUACAGGGGCAGGAUGUUCCUAGGCUAUUUGCAUGCGUUACUGUGCCUGGGCGUGACAUCUCAUCUCGAGAUACAUUGGCUACUAAAUACAUGGAUAUCCCGGGAAUCCUUUUACCGUACAUCGACGGCUUUCCCUUAACUAGUAUAGCCAACCACGCCCCAAAACAAACCUGGUAG
Molecule: messenger RNA, 507 nt
Organism: Aspergillus glaucus CBS 516.65
Lineage: Eukaryota; Fungi; Ascomycota; Eurotiomycetes; Eurotiales; Aspergillaceae
Exons: 1
Coding region: 1-507 (168 amino acids)
Source: RefSeq, a predicted model, not a curated record